AUGUUUCAACCAAACCAAAGCCAAAUAAAAUAUCACAACCCAUUUGGCACUACUUCGGCUAUCCUCUUCUCCCAAUAAUAAACAUCCAGAGAUAAAUUCAUACAAUAGAGAGAUGGGUCUGAAAACAAACAAUACCCAGGGUCUUAAAUUGUGUAUGGUCCCAAAAUGAAGAUAGUUCCAUCUGCUCAAACAACCACAGCGUUUCGUAAAAUAUCCAAAGAUCUCAAUAUCACCAUAGAAGAACCAGGCAAUCAACAUUAACCUUUGCGUUAACCAUCUCCAAACAUGAAGAAAUAGCGAGAAUAAAUGGAAAAGGAUUGGAAUAAGUUAAUUGAUAAAUCUAAGAUACUCCAAGAAAACCUAGUGUUACUCAAAAAUAGCAUUAGUAUAAAUCUGACCAAAAAACUACCAGAUUAACGCUUGUCAAAAGAAUCUACAUCAACUGCAACUGGUCUUUCUUCCAGAUUGAAGUUGUAAAAAGUGAAUAUUAAUUGCAAACUCAAUUCACCAUUCAAAAUACAAACAAAGCAAGAACUCAGUAAGAGUUUAAGCCAAAACACAUUUACAAAUUUAAAAUAUGUACCUAAUCCAGUUAAAAAUGCAACAAAUAAUAAUAAUAGCAUUAUGACACUUACAAAUAAUUCUAGCAUCCGAAAAUCUUAAGAUUCCUUUACUCUUUAACAAAAAGUCCCAUCUCAAUUCCCAUACCCAAAACAAACAUCUAAUCUGUAUAAGUCGAUUGAAUAAAAACUAAAUUUUAAAAUUAGUUCAUUUUUGGGAAGAGGGAAAUUCAGUGAUGUCCAUAUGGCUAUUGAUAAAAGAUCUGGAUUAAUAUUUGCACUCAAAAUCAUUAAAAAAUAAACAGUCGUUGAACAUGCAAUGCAAGAACAAUUGGCUAGGGAAAUUGGCAUCCAAUCCAAAUUAUCACAUCCAAAUAUAGUCAAAAUGUAUGGAUAGACUUAUGACGAUUCACAUAUUUACAUGAUGUUAGAAUUCUGUAAUAAUGGAGAACUAUUCUAACAUUAAUACAAGUAACCUAAUAAGAGAUUUAAUGAGAAGGAUGCUAGUACUUUUAUAAUGCAAAUAUUAUCAGCCAUUCAAUAUAUGCAUAAAUAAGGGUAUAUGCAUAGAGACUUGAAGACUGAAAAUAUCCUAAUGUCCCUUAAUUAUGUCAAACUUUGUGAUUUGGGAUGCGUUAGAGAAAUCCCAUCAAAGGAGGACAGGAGAAAUACCUUUUGUGGAACUGUUGACUACAUUGCCCCUGAAGUAAUUAAAGAUAAAGGAUAUGAUGAAAGAUGUGAUGCUUGGCAAGUGGCUAUCCUUGCAUAUGAGCUGGUUGCUGGCAAUACUCCCUUCUCAGAAUAUCCAAGAGAUGAUGAUUCAAUUAUGGAAAAUAUACUAAAAAAUAAAUUUGAACUGCCUCAAACAUUCUCUCCAGCACUCAAAGAUUUUGUUAGAAGAGGAUUAUAAUAAAAACCUGAGAACAGAAUUACAAUUGAUUAAAUGUUAUAACAUAAAUGGAUUGUAGAUAAUAAAAAAGGAUUUGAUAAAGAAUUUAUAUUUUGA
Molecule: messenger RNA, 1566 nt
Organism: Paramecium tetraurelia
Lineage: Eukaryota; Ciliophora; Oligohymenophorea; Peniculida; Parameciidae
Exons: 4
Biological process (GO): mitotic spindle organization; regulation of cytokinesis; protein phosphorylation
Cellular component (GO): chromosome passenger complex; spindle midzone; spindle pole centrosome
Molecular function (GO): ATP binding; protein kinase activity
Source: RefSeq, a predicted model, not a curated record